CGAAAGUGUUUGUCCCUUGACUCUGCACACCGAUGCUCAGGUGUGGGUUAAAAAAAAGAAGAAACUGACUGGAAUUUAAAUAAAAACUUGACAAAAGAAAAAAAAUAAAAGGUCAAUUACUUAUAUGUUAAAAAGGAGAAGAAGAAGCAGCAACAAAGGGACAAACUGCGGUUUUGCUCUGUUGUCCUGACUACUGAGGCUCAGGCGUGAAACACCUUGGCCACGAGUGACAGCUGUACUGGUUUCCUUAACCUUCGAACUCGGGAAGAGACGUUGCUGUAAUAACUCCUGAUUCCGUGAGGGAAGAAGACCGGUAAGAUGCAAAUCGAAAGCUAAUGUGCAGGAUCCUAGAGACUGGGAAUUUGCACUGAAAGGAGAAGACUGGCCAAAGGGCAAGCGGGUCGAAUUCAUUUUGUCCCUGUGGAAAUACGUGCCUCUGCCCACCCUCGAGAGCGACUUGUUGACCACGAAUAUCCGCAAGGUCCGGCACAUGGAGGGCAACAGCCCGAAAGGAAGAGAGUUCAUCUCUCUCACACCUGUGGCCAAUGGUCUGGAGAACAGGGGGGCCGAGCUCUUGGAAAGUCUGGAGGAAGGCCGGACCCCUGGCAACGACUCAAGCCGUGCGGAGGGUGGGGACAUCUGGACCGAGGCCAGCCCGGAGCCCCUGUCAGGACGGAGGAGCCUGCAGCCUGCUCUGAGGGCCAGACGCUUCUGCCGGGAGCACACACAGCUGUUUCGAUGGAUCUGCAUGGGCCUGCUCUGUACUGCGUUCGCUGCCUUCCUGCUGGUCGCCGGCCUCCUGGAUUUCCAGAGGGCCCUGGCACUGUUCGUCCUCACCGGUGUGGUCCUCGCCUUCCUGGCCCACAGCCUGCUGAAGAGGCUGCUGGGGCCCAAACUGCUGAGGUGUUUCAAGCCUCUGGGGCAUUGCCGCCUGAACGUCUGGUUUGAGAGGACUCUGGCCCUCGCUGCUUUCCUGGGCCUGGUCUCGUGGCUGGUUCUGGACACCUCCCAGCGACCCGAGCAGCUAGUGUCCUUUGCAGGAAUCUGCGUGUUCAUCUGCCUCCUCUUCGCCUGCUCAAAGCAUCACCGCACAGUAUCCUGGAGGACUGUGUCCUGGGGCCUCGGACUACAGUUUGCACUUGGACUCUUCGUCAUCAGAACAGAGCCAGGAUUUAUUGCAUUCCAGUGGAUGGGCAACCAGAUCCAGAUCUUCCUGAGCUACACGGAUGUGGGCUCCAGCUUCGUGUUUGGGGAGGCCAUGGUCAAGGGAGUCUUUGCCUUUCAGGUUCUGCCCAUCGUUGUCUUCUUCAGCUGUGUCAUGUCGGUUCUCUACUAUGUGGGCCUCAUGCAGUGGGUGAUCCAGAAGAUCAGCUGGCUGAUGCAGGCCACCAUGGGCACCAUGGCCACUGAGACCCUGAGUGUGGCUGGAAACAUCUUUGUGAGCCAGACCGAGGCUCCUCUGCUGAUCCGGCCCUACUUGGCGGACAUGACUCGCUCUGAAAUCCACGCCGUCAUGACCGGAGGCUAUGCCACCAUUGCCGGCAGUCUGCUGGGCGCCUAUAUCUCCUUUGGGAUCGAUGCUGCCUCCCUGAUUGCUGCCUCGGUCAUGGCCGCCCCUUGUGCGCUGGCCCUCUCCAAGCUGGUCUAUCCCGAGGUGGAGGAGUCCAAGUUUAGGAGCCUGGAAGGGGUGAAACUGACCGGCGGAGACGCUCAGAACCUCUUAGAAGCAGCCAGCAGUGGGGCUGCUGUCUCCGUGAAGCUGGUUGCCAACAUCGGAGCCAACCUGAUCGCCUUCCUGGCGUUGCUGGCCUUCGUCAACGCGGCCCUGUCCUGGCUGGGAGCCAUGGUGGGCGUCCAGGAGCUCAGCUUCCAGCUCAUCUGCUCCUAUGUCCUGCGGCCCGUGGCCUUCUUAAUGGGUGUGACCUGGGAGGACUGCCCGGUGGUGGCCGAGCUGCUGGGGAUCAAGCUGUUCCUGAACGAGUUCGUGGCCUAUCAGGGGCUCUCCCAGUACAAGCAGCGCCGCCUGGCUGGAGUCGAGGAGUGGGUGGGCACCAAGAAGCAGUGGAUCUCUGUCAGAGCAGAAAUCCUCACGACGUUCGCCCUCUGUGGAUUCGCCAACUUCAGCUCCAUUGGGAUCAUGCUGGGAGGCCUGACCUCCAUGGCCCCCCAGCGGAAGAGCGACUUCUCACAGAUAGUGCUCCGGGCGCUCUGCACGGGGACCUGUGUGUCGCUGGUGAAUGCCUGCGUGGCCGGGAUCCUCUAUGUGCCCAGGGGGGCUGAAGUUGACUGCACGAGCCUCCUGAACACAACCGUCAGCAGCAGCAGCUUUGAGGUGUACCAGUGCUGCUGUGAGGCCUUCCGGAGCACCAGCGCAGUGGUCAGCCGCGGGGCCCUGGACACCUGCUGUCGAUUUUACAACCACACGACCUGUGCGUAGCCGGGACGGCACGUCUUCGGCCUUCUGGGGGAGCCACAGGGCUUAGAGUCGCCUCAGUCACACAGUUGGAAAGGAGCGAUGGGGCGGGCAGGCAGAGGCCGGAUGGUAUGGAGGUGAAGGAUGCUCCCCAGUCCUUGCCCCCUUCCUGCUCCCUCCCGAGAUGUGAAUUCUUGGGGUCGCCUCUGCCUCCUCGUCUCGCCCCUCCACAUCCAAAGAGCACCCUGGUGUCUGUCUUCCCACCUUGCGUCUCUCACAUGCUUCUGUUAUGGGGUCCCUCCCUCUUCCUCCUCUGGGCACGUGAAUCUUGCCUCUGCGGGACGGGUUCUCCUGGGAACCCCUGCCUCUACUUUCAAAGACUCCCCCACCGCCUUUGCCCACAGCACUUCCCAAACUGGUGUCCCGUGAAACACUGGCCGACAAGGUGUUCAGGAGAUUCCAGGAUCCACCAGGCUUGGAAAACUAGGCGCUGAAUAAAGUUAGACAGGUUUUA
Messenger RNA from Acinonyx jubatus (cheetah), 2927 nucleotides. RefSeq names its product solute carrier family 28 member 1 (gene SLC28A1). Gene Ontology annotation, biological process: uridine transmembrane transport; nucleoside transmembrane transport; cytidine transport. Lineage: Eukaryota; Metazoa; Chordata; Mammalia; Carnivora; Felidae. The coding region runs from base 491 to 2437 and encodes 648 amino acids. The transcript is spliced from 19 exons. Gene Ontology annotation, molecular function: pyrimidine- and adenosine-specific:sodium symporter activity. The record is from RefSeq and is a predicted model, not a curated record. Gene Ontology annotation, cellular component: membrane.